CAUUGCCAUUAACAGAGCUAAGUUGCAGAGCGCAGGCCUCGCCCUCAUUGUUUCCUCCCUCUCUCUGUACUACGGGGCAACACGGACUGAAAGCCAAUCCCUGGACACUGAAAGAAAAAGUGGGGAGGGGAAUGAGAAGACCCAAGGCAACCGGCACAUUUUCAAACAAUUUGCAGUACAGUCUGCACAGUAAGGGCAGAGUCAGGAUCACACAGACUGCACUUUCCCAAACAGACACAUCCUCUUCCUGGGCAGAGGUUUGAGUUACUAAGGCUUGAUGUCUGCGUCUCACAAGCCUUUCACCUCCUGUCACCUGAAGGAAAAGUACGUUUCAAGCAGGGGAGGGGAACUUGUCAAGAGAGAAGGCAGCUCGGAGAAGAAAUGAGACGGUCGCUCCCUCUGUGUUGGAUUCGCACACAGAUUUUAUUUUGCUGACUUUUUACACAACAGCUUCAUGGGUGAACGAUGAAUUUACAUCCACUGGGGGCCUGUGAGUGUCUGAAUGAUUCUGUGGCAAUGGAGGGUGUUUUCCCAGAACAAGUGACUCCCACUGCAUCUUAACAUAAAAGCCUAGGAUGGAAAGCCAAGCAAGAAUUGCUGAGUCACUGGAACAGCAUUCUCAACCCCCACAACCUCUGCUGUCUUGUGUCCUUGGCACACACUGACACAUCUAACUGCUUCACCACCAUCACCAUCCAGACAGGUACCACCUCCACUGGGUGACAAGACUCCAGGAUGUUUGUGAAUUUUCGCUGGAUACGAAAAUGCCAGUGUGUGCAACUGAUGACCACCUGCCUAGUUCUUUCAGUGGUGAUGGUUUGCUGGGAGCAGCUGGACGAUGGCAUCAUCAGCCAUGUCAAGUCCUACUCCUACCGAUACGUGAUCAACAGCUUCACCUACAUCAACAAGAGCCUCACCAUACCACGUGAGCAGGCAAGAAGCUUCAGCAACUUCCGUUACCUGCUGGACCCCCGAGAUAAGUGCGCGGGCAAAGACGUCCUCCUCCUCCUCUUUGUUAAAACACCCCCAAAGAACACUGAGAGGCGAAGCGCCAUCAGAUCCACCUGGGGCAAUGAGACCUAUAUCCAAAGCUCCCUGGGAGUGACAGUCAAGGUGGUGUUCGCUUUAGGUUCACCUAAGACCAAGGAGGAGGAGCUCUCGUGGAGCAUGAGGGGUGGGGUUGACAUUCAGGAGCAGCUUAUCCACGAGGAUGGUCUUCACGGGGAUUUGAUUCAACAAGACUUUUUAGACUCCUUCUACAACCUGACCCUGAAGCUGAUCCUGCAGUUCCACUGGAUGCACAGCCGCUGCGCACACGCUCGAUUCUUCAUGACAGCUGAUGACGACGUCUUCAUCCACAUGCCCAACCUGGUGAAUUACCUGCAGGACUUGAGCAACAGAGGUGUCACAGACUUUUGGGUUGGUUAUGUGCACAGAGGGACACCGCCCAUCCGCAGGAAAGACAGCAAGUACUAUGUGCCUUUUGAGAUGUACCCAUGGGUGUCGUACCCUGACUACACUGCUGGGUCCGCAUAUGUUGUCUCCAGUGAUGUAGUUGACAAAAUCUACCAAGCCACCCUGACCCUGAACGCCUCUCUUUAUAUAGAUGAUGUGUUCAUGGGCAUUUGUGCCAAUGCUGUCGGUUUGUCACCACAGGAACAUAUCUAUUUCUCAGGAGGGGGCAAAGCACCUUACCACUGGUGUAUCUAUAACCAGAUGAUGACCUCACAUGGUCAUGUGGAGGAUAUCUAUGACCUGUGGAAGGAGGCAACACACCCCCAGGUGAAACAGUGGACAUCUGGACUCACAGGCGGGCUUUACUGCACAGCCGUGAAAAUAGCUCUUCUUUGUAAUCCUUUCUAUGUAAACGGAUACCCCUGCAAAGCAGCCUUUUUGUAGUAGCAUUCAUGUUUGUGUGUGUCUUGGUGCAAGUGCAUGAAAGAGAGAGAGAGGGAGAGUGUCACACUGUGGAUCAUGAGAUGAGGAUCAUUCUUACAAUGGUGGUGCAGUGGUUAGCGCUGUCCACCUCACAACAAGAAGCCUUGGCUGACUCGGUGCCUUUCUGU
Messenger RNA from Monopterus albus (swamp eel), 2066 nucleotides. RefSeq names its product UDP-GlcNAc:betaGal beta-1,3-N-acetylglucosaminyltransferase 5b (gene b3gnt5b). Gene Ontology annotation, molecular function: N-acetyllactosaminide beta-1,3-N-acetylglucosaminyltransferase activity. The record is from RefSeq and is a predicted model, not a curated record. The transcript has 2 exons. Gene Ontology annotation, cellular component: Golgi membrane. The coding region runs from base 736 to 1899 and encodes 387 amino acids. Gene Ontology annotation, biological process: protein O-linked glycosylation. NCBI's taxonomy places the organism in Eukaryota, Metazoa, Chordata, Actinopteri, Synbranchiformes, Synbranchidae.